UCAGUCUCGCCAUUACCAGUACCACACACGCACUCGCUAAUUGCAAUUUACAACCAGCAGCACCAAUUUGUUCUCUCUUGUCUGCAUUCCUGCACCCGCUUCAGAACUAGCUAGGUAGUCAAGGAGUUCGAAAGAAGCUAGCCAAAAAGAUGAAGGCCAAGACGAAGAUCAGCAAGGCUGCCGACUUCUUGAGGAAGGCGGUGCGGGCGCUGAGGGGCAGGGCCGACGUCCUCAGGGCGCGGCUCCUCUUCCUCGCCUCGCUCCGCCACAGGACGGCAAUGGUCGGCACCGUGUCGCGCCACCUCCGCGCCCUCAUGCCGGGCCGCCAGAGAGACCCGGUGCACGACCACCGCAAGGCCCUCGCCUCGUCGACGAUGGCGGCGGAGGAGGACGGGCAGGCCGCGAUGCAUGGAGUCGACGUCCCAGGCCUCUCCGAGCUGUUGCAAGAAGUGGUCGGCGACGACGAUGAUGGCCACUGCGGCUACCCGGACUGGACGCACUCACUGUUCGACGACGACGAUGCCGACUGCAACCUCCAGGAGGGCGACGAUGUUGACGACGAACGCGGUGGUGGCGCGGAGGCAAUGGAGGAAGAUCGGCUGCCUGACGACGAGCCGUCGGUGAUGGACGUCAUCAGGAGGUGCAGGGAAGGGGACGGAAUGGAGUUCAACAUCGAGGAGGAGAUCGACCACGCCGCUGACAUGUUCAUACGGCGGGUCCGCAGCCGAAUGAGCAACCGGAGCUUCUAGACGUCCGGGGCCUUCGAUUGGUUUGUUUCUUCGUGACUGAGCUUUCAAUGCGCUUUUAGUGGGCUUCCAAAUGUCUAGUACUACUACAUAACUCGGUUAAACAUGGUAUAUGACAGAUGCAUGUUU
Messenger RNA from Triticum aestivum (bread wheat), 875 nucleotides. RefSeq lists its product as uncharacterized. The record is from RefSeq and is a predicted model, not a curated record. The transcript has a single exon. Bases 150 to 749 code for a protein of 199 amino acids. Lineage: Eukaryota; Viridiplantae; Streptophyta; Magnoliopsida; Poales; Poaceae.